AUGGGUAACCCUCCUAUAAUAAGACUACUAAAUUAUGCACUCUUCCUUACAGCUUCGACAAUGGAUUCCGUGAGAAGUAGUACUUCUGAAGUUGCACACGAAUUCCUCCCAUAUUUCCGCGCAUACAAAGAUGGUCGAGUAGAGAGGUACUUCGGUACUACCGAUAUAGUCCCUCCAUCACUCAAUUCCCACAAUGGAAUUUCCACCAAAGAUGUUCAAAUUUUUCAAGUUGAAGGCCUCACAGCGCGCGUUUACAUGCCAAGCACCAUCAGCCAAGGCCAGAAGCUUCCAGUUAUGGUGUAUUAUCAUGGCGGAGGCUUCUUCAUGGGCUCACCAUUCUGCGCAACGUAUCACAACCACGUUGCCUCGCUCGUCGCCGAGGCAUGCAUCGUUGCGGUAUCUGUUGAUUACAGAUUGGCCCCAGAACACCCGGUGCCGGUUGGUUAUGAAGACUCUUGGGUUGCACUUCAGUGGGUGAUUUCCCAUUUUAAUGGUGAUGGCCCUGAAGCUUGGCUGAGAGAAUAUGCAGAUUUUCAGAGAGUAUUUCUGGUUGGGGACAGCAUAGGUGGCAAUAUUGUGCACAACAUGGCUGCGCGGGCUGGGGUUGAAGGUUUGGCCGCAGGUGUAAGAAUUGCAGGAGCUUGUCUGGUUCAGCCCUAUUUCGCAAUGAAAGAAAGCGCCGGUACUGGCGUGGAGGACAGAUCCUGGCUUUUUUCGUGUCCAACAACAAGCGGAUUCGAUGAUCCGAGGGUGAACCCGGCCGAGGAUUCGAGGGUGUCGAGGCUAGGAUGCUCUAAGGUGCUAAUUUUUCUUGCGGAGAACGACGAUAUCAGAGAGAGGGGUUUGCUCUAUUAUGAGACGUUGAAGAAGAGUGGGUGGGAAGGUGAGAUAGAGAUAGUAGAGACAGAAGGAGAGAAGCACGUGUUUCAUUUGUUCAAUCCAAAUUGCGAGAAAGCUCUUGCCUUGCUGAAGAGGUUGGCUUCUUUCAUAAACCAGGACAAGGCUACUUAACCAACCAUGCAUGUAUUACUUCCGAAUUCCGAAUCAAUUAAUGUUCUAUUUGAUGUAUCAAUAAAUGGAUUUACAUGCAUAUCAA
Molecule: messenger RNA, 1096 nt
Organism: Carya illinoinensis
Lineage: Eukaryota; Viridiplantae; Streptophyta; Magnoliopsida; Fagales; Juglandaceae
Product: probable carboxylesterase 7
Exons: 1
Coding region: 1-1011 (336 amino acids)
Molecular function (GO): hydrolase activity
Source: RefSeq, a predicted model, not a curated record